AAAGCGAGAGAGAGAGAGAGAGAGAGACAGAGAGACCAAAGAGUGAGGGAUUUUAUAAUAUACAAUCUCUAGAAAUGACCUCUAAGUUUUAAAUUCCUUUAUUUAUCUAUUCUCCCAAAGCAACAAGCAUGAGGCUGCACGUUGUUGAGGAUUAUACUGAAAAUAGUGAUGAUGAAGAUACAGAAAAGGUGUUCAGCAAGCCUGUUAUUGAAGACUUGACUUUGGAAUUUGCCAGAAAAUGCAGCGACAUCAUAAGUGAUGUUAAAUAUAAGGAAAACUAUGAAAAGUCUAAAGGAAAAUGCAUUUUUGUUCCGGACACACCUGAACUGAAUCAUCUGAAAAAUGUACAGACCUUUGUUUCAGAGGCAAAAUACAAAGAAUCAGGGAAAAAGCUUUUCCCAGACUGCCUCUAUGCCCAGAUGCCAGCCACAAUUGACACAUUGGUGGCAAAAGAAGUCUCACACCUUCAGAGUCAAGCAUUCUACAAGCAGAAGUAUGAAGCAGAAAAAGGAAAAAUGAAUUAUGCCAACAUGCAGGAACUACCAGAUGUGAAACAUGCCAUGGAAGUCAAUAAAUAUCAGAGUAAUGUACUCUACAAGAAAGGCAUGGAGAACGUGCACAGAUACACAGAGGUAAUUGACAGGCCAGACAUCAAGAAGGCUACAGAGACAACAAGAUUCAUAAGUGAUGCUGAAUACAAGAAGAAGAAAACAGAAGCAAGUACAUAUGUUUUUGCAGGAGGUCGACCUGACAUUGAACACGCAAAGCAGGUUUCCAACUUAACUAGUCAAGCCAAAUACAGAGAAAAAUUUGAACAAGAGAAGAAGUAUAAGAAACACAGAUAUAACCCUCUGGAGAGUGCAUCAUUCAGACAUGCACAGGCAGCAUCUAUACUGGCAAGUGAUGUAAAAUACAAGACAGACUUACAAGAUAUCCAUGAUCCAUCUUCAGAGCUGCCAAAUUUACUCCAUCUGCAGCAUGCUUUAAAAACCAGCAAACUGCAAAGCAAUCUUGAAUAUAAAAAAGAAUAUGAAGAAAACAAAGGCAGUUAUCAUUUCACUUUGGAUACGGCAGAGAUGGCACACCACAAAGAAAAUGUUGUGCUUCUUAGUCAGGUCAAAUAUAAAGAAGCAUAUGAAAAAUCAAAGGGGAAUACAAUGCUAGAAUUUCUUGAUACUCCAACAUAUCAAGUUUCCAAGGAAGCACAGAAGAUUCAAAGCGAAAAAACAUACAAGAAAGACUUUGAAGAAGAUAUCAAAGGGAAGUCAUUGAUGGAUGUAGAGAAUACUCCUGCCUUCUUAAAUGCCAAACAUGCCAGCAGCCUUCUUAAAGAGGAUACUUGUUUUUGGCAGACCAAGGGUACAGUAAUGGGGGCAUCUUUUGCCCCCAUAUAUGCUGACCUCUUUAUGGCUUUCAUUGAGGAUCAAAUCAUUUACAACAGUAGCCAUAAUAUAUAUCUGGAAGAAAUCGACAUCUGGAGACAUUACUUGGAUGACUGCUGGAUGGUAUGGAGGGCCAAUGUUGAAUAUUUAACUGAAUUCAUCUCUUACUUGAAUGACAACAAAUGGGGUCUACAGUUUACAGCUAAUUACCAUAAAGAAUACAGGAAAGACUGGGAAGAAAUCAAAGGAAAAGGUUUAAGAGUGCUUGAAGCUACUCCAGACAUGACCAGAGUCAAACAUGCAUCUCAGAUACUUAGUGAGAAAGAAUAUAGAAAAGACCUUGAAACUGAAAUCAAAGGUAAAGGAAUGGAAGUCAACACUGAAAUUCCUGAUAUCAAAAGAGCAAUAAAAGCCUCAGAAAUGACAAGUCAGAAAGAAUAUAAGAAGGACCUUGAGACUGAGAUUAAAGGAAAAGGAAUGCUGGUUGGAGUGGACAUCCCUGAAAUUCAACGUGCCAAGAAGGCAUCAGAACUUGUUAGUGAGAAAGAAUACAAGAAGGACCUUGAGAAAGAAAUUAAAGGGAAAGGAAUGGUGGUUGGAGUGGACAUUCCUGAAAUUCAACGUGCCAAAAAGGCAUCAGAACUUGCUAGUGAGAAAAACUAUAAACAGCUAUCUGAACUGAGGCGGACCAGUUAUGGAACCGUUAAAGACACUCCUGAAAUACUACAUGCUAUACAUGCAUCAGACAUUUCCAGUCAGAAAAAGUAUAAAGAAGAGGCUACAAAAAUGAUGAAUACCUAUGCUACUGUGCCAGAUACCCCAGAAAUAAAGCGAGUUAAAUACACACAGAAAAACAUUAGUGAUCUGCAGUACACAUCUGAUUUUAAAUCAUGCAAGGGCAAAGUAACUUCAGUUGUUGAAACACCAGAGAUUAUCCUUGCAAAAGAAAAUUGCAAAAACUUCAGUAAUAUAAAAUAUAAAGAUGAAAUAAAACAUGCAACAGCAAUACCAAAUCCACCGGAAUUAAUCAGAGUUAAGGAAAACCAGAGGAACAUCAGUAAUGUAAAAUACAGAGAUCAGAUGGGAAAAGUUACUGCUGUGGAUGUCACUCUUGAGACUGAGAGAGUUAAGAAGAAUCAGGAAAACAUCAGCUCGGUCAAGUAUGCUAGUGCUCUGAAGGAGAUGAAGGGACAGCGAAGUGUUAUUAUAGACACACCUGAACUAAGACGUGUUAAAGAAACACAGAACAACAUUUCCAUGGUGAAGUACCAUGAAAGCUUUGAAAGAACAAAAGGAAGAGGAUUCACUACAAUUGCAGAUGACCCUGUUACAGAGAGAGCACGGAAGAACAGUCAGCUAAUUAGUGAUGCCUCAUAUAAAGGCGUGCAGCCACAUGUGGUGGAGAUGGACAGGAGAGCUGGCAUUAAUAUUGACCUUAAAGUUUGGCGCACUGAUCCUGGCUCCAUCUUCGACAUCGACCCCCUGGAAGACAAUAUCCAGUCUAGAAGUCUUCACGUGCUCUCUGAAAAAGCAAACCGCUAUAACAAACAACAUUGUAUCAACACUGUUGGACUGAGAGUAAGGCAUGGUGACUCUGAAGGCUCGGAGAUGAACCAUAGUGUUUCCUGCUGCAGUGAGACGAAGCCCUCUGAAGAAGGAGUGCCAGUUCUUCCUGGAGCAUACCAACAGAGGCAUUCCCUUGGGUAUGGAUAUAUGCGUCAAGGGAGCAUUUCAUCUGGGAGAUCAGGGCUUUCCCACCCACAGUCACCAACUCUGAGGACAUUCAGAGCCCUGUAUGAUUAUACUGCUCAGGACGAUGAUGAAGUUUCUUUCAAGGACGGUGACAUUAUCGUUAAUGUGCGACCCAUUGAUGAUGGCUGGAUGUAUGGAACUGUGGAACGCACUGGAAGGACCGGAAUGCUCCCAGCGAACUACAUUGAAUUUAUUAACUAAACUUGCUUUCUUUUUUUUUUUAUCUCUUUUGCCUUAUCAUUGAUUUUUUUCAAUGAAUUUAAAUACGGACAUCAAACUUGAUCAGUUACAACUCUAAAGGUCACAUUUAUUAAACCAGAAACUGUGAUAGUAUGUCACAGAGAAGUUGCUCUUUCUUAAUUUUCAGUAUUAGGGACGGGAUCUUGGACAACACUAGCUUUAGAAGACAAUCAAGCCAAGAUAUAGAUAGAAUAAGAUGGCCGAGUAAAAAUGUGUGUUGCAGUCGGAAGGGAUGCUUCUGAAAGUGAUGCUGAGGAUGUGGCUAUAGAUUUAAGGCAUACUUGCAACAUUUAUUACUGCAGGUGAAGCCUGAGCAUUAAGUGCCCAUAAUUUUUCUUUAUGUAAGAUGCUUUUGUGUGUUACUGUGGCACUUCAACAAACCAAUAGCACAGCUGCUUUUUUUUUUUUAUCUUUGCUACUGAUGCUCUGCUUCUGAUGUCAAAAUGUAGUUCAUAUACAGAGCUAUGGAAAGUGGAAGGAUUUUGGAAAAUGCAUAACUUCAUAUUACUUUUCAAAAAAUACAUUUUUAUUGAAGAAUUAAUAAUGUGGCAAAGGCCUGCUUUAACACUGCCUUCUGUUAGAUUAAUAAUGGGUUUCAUGCAAAGAGGGUAUUAUAACUUGUAUACAAAGCUAACUGUAUAGAUAUUCCACUUUCUUUUUCAGGAGAAUGACUGAAUAAAAUAAGAAGGGUAUGGUUACAGUCAAUUAUUUUAUUUUCCAAGUGAACAACUUCAUGUAGUCAUCCAGAUAACUAUGCCUCUAACAGUCCUAACAGAUAUUCUUGCCAUUUUGUAUAUGGGACAGCAUUUAUUCCUUCUUAUCGGCAGUAUAGAAUUAAUAGCAAUGCAGUUAAACUAGUGAAAGCCUCACAUCUGUACGCAUAUGCAAAACAUGUCACAAUGAAUAAUAUAGCAGUGAAAGCACAAAUAAUGUUAGCACUUAACUGAAUCUGCACUCUGAAGAAGGCAGGCACACCAUGUGGUUUAAAAUAUUGAACAAGAAGAACAUUUUUGUUUUCUGAGUGAUGUAUUUGUAUUUCAUUAAUGAUAUUGUUUAAGGGAUUAUUACACUGACAUUUCUUAAUCUGCUCAAGCAACAACAAAGUAUUCACCACAAUGUAAUGUUUAAACAAAAUUAUUCCAUUCUUUAAUUUGUAAAGUCUAGUGCUUCUGUGAAUAAUUACUUCUAGUGGCACUACUGUGAACCUCAGGAUACUGCUUAAAGAAAGCUUUGGAAUGUAUUUUGGCAAAGUAUUAUUUGAACACAGUGAAAAUGAAGUGUGAGAUGUGAAAAAUGCAUUAUGCUUUGUGUAAUCGGUGUCAUCAAUCUGCAAAAAUGAGUGUAUGGUAUGCAGGUUUUUUGUAGAGAUGUACAGAAUAACUUUUGGAUGAAUUGAAUUGAAUUGAAUUUUUUUUGUAUAUUUCAUGCUACUAUGCACCAAGAUUUCAUUGAAAAGGAAGAAAUUGAAGUUUGGAAGCAAUUGUUUUGCAUGGGCUUAGAGAGAUGGUUUCUGAACCAUUUUUUUUUAAGUAAGCAGUAUUUUAAAAUAGUGCUACAUUUUCAGAAACAGGAUUUCCAGAAAAAAAGUUUUGCAAAUGAACUACCAUGUUGUAGAACCUCAAAGUAUUAUCUUCAGUAGUUUAUACAGGUGAUAUAAAAUAUAAGUUGGUAAUCACUUCAGUUAACUGACGAUCAGAGUUUAGUAGGAAAAUGAUUUAAUGCAGAGUCACUGUGAUAUCUGCAUGCAAACUCUAGUACAGUCUGAGAAAUGAUCAUUCAUUCAGCUUUCUGUAAUGAACCUGAUUCACUGACAGUGCAGAAUUUCUGAAAAAAAUAUGCCUGUCAGCGUACAUAAAGUAUUGUCAGUAGGAUGCAUCUUUGUCAUCCGUGCAUGAAAUGGUGUCCAAUAAGUUUUCUACAUGAAAUGUACUUUUCAUAAGCAGCAACAGUUUAGGAUACUUACCAUGUUAAUAUUACAGUUGUCUUAUAUUACUAACAUCUGCUGAGUGAAAAUCAAUAAGUUUAAUGUCUUUUUUUCAGAGAAAGCAACUUUUUGAAUUGUGAUUUGUUAAGUAUGUCACUCAUAGAAAGUGUUGUAAUUUGUUUUUAGUGACGUGGGAGGAUUUGUAAGCUAGAGAGGAUAUGAGUCAGUAAGUAGAGUAAUGAUAAAGUGGAACCAGACCAUAAAUUGCAAAAGGAUGAGUUAACCUAUGAUAAGCCAUAUUCUGAAUUGCAUACAUUUUGGUGAAAUAAGGGAUGCUGAGAAAAUGUUAUUGAUAUUUUUGCAGCUGGAAAGAGCAUUUAAGUUUCUAUAACAUUCUGAAAAUAUAUUAGUUGCCAGUGCUGCUAUAAACUGAGAUCCUGGUGUGACAUGCUGAAUAAUUUCCUGCUCAGAUGUGAUAAUGAUUUGAAUAUAAUAUUAACUUCAGGCUGCAGGAACUGACUUGCAGUAUUAUUAACUGGACUCCAUGUCAGUAGUGUAGUGCAGGUACUGCUGGCAUUUUCACUGGUGGAAUUUGAAUAUUACCUGCAUAUAUGAAUGCAGUAGUCAUUCUAAAUGCAAAACAUAAUUCUUUAACACCGUCAGAUGGAUUAUGAAUUAAAUAAAGGUAAAAAGACGUAUGGACCACAUCUGACUAUGUACAGCAUGUCCUGAUUACAUGGUGAUACUUAGAAUGACUAUGUGCUCGCUUUGUAUUUCUUUAAAUCCACGUACCACAUAUUACUCUUCUUGUCAUUCUUCUUGUGCUUUUAUUUUUGGAAAAAUGUUCAUUUAAUUAAACUGUUUAGAACUAUUUAUUAAAUGCUUGACCGCUUAUCAUCUAACCAUAUCAGUCUGUGACACUGGAUGCUUUUUCAGAAUUUAAACCUGUCUGUGCCAUUGUGCCUGUCAAUAUUGUAUUGUAUUGUUUGACAAGAUACAGACAUAAUAAAAACAUUAAAAAAUGACUGGACUCUAUAGCCUA
This is a messenger RNA of Protopterus annectens (West African lungfish), 6340 nucleotides long. Its product is annotated as nebulette-like. The record is from RefSeq and is a predicted model, not a curated record. Gene Ontology annotation, biological process: cardiac muscle thin filament assembly. Bases 129 to 3335 code for a protein of 1068 amino acids. The transcript is spliced from 28 exons. Gene Ontology annotation, molecular function: actin filament binding. Gene Ontology annotation, cellular component: Z disc. Lineage: Eukaryota; Metazoa; Chordata; Ceratodontiformes; Protopteridae.